Seriola dumerili (greater amberjack) is the source of this 2442-nucleotide messenger RNA. RefSeq names its product cytochrome P450 2F3-like. The transcript is spliced from 9 exons. Gene Ontology annotation, cellular component: cytoplasm; intracellular membrane-bounded organelle. The record is from RefSeq and is a predicted model, not a curated record. NCBI's taxonomy places the organism in Eukaryota, Metazoa, Chordata, Actinopteri, Carangiformes, Carangidae. Gene Ontology annotation, biological process: xenobiotic metabolic process. The coding region runs from base 126 to 1601 and encodes 491 amino acids. Gene Ontology annotation, molecular function: heme binding; oxidoreductase activity, acting on paired donors, with incorporation or reduction of molecular oxygen, reduced flavin or flavoprotein as one donor, and incorporation of one atom of oxygen; iron ion binding.
CGCAUUCCAUAAAUCAACAAAAAAAUGAGGCUAAAGGUUCGGCGGCUGACACGGUUACAUAAUCGGCCCACAACAACUUAGACCUGUGUGAGGACACAGCUCGAUGCCUCCUGUUGUGCAGUAUUAUGGAGUUCUCUGGCACGCUGAUUUUAGCGGGACUAAUCAUCGCUUUGCUGUGGCUGUUGAGCCUGAAGAGCCGCAGUCAGCUGUGUUUACCUCCGGGACCCCCAGGCCUGCCUGUCGUAGGGAAUCUGCCUCAGCUGGACAAAAGAGCUCCGUUCAGAUCUCUGCGAAAGCUCAGUGAAACCUAUGGCCCUGUGAUGACUGUGUACCUGGGCCGUCAGCGCACUGUGGUUCUGGUGGGGUAUGAUGCUGUGAAGGAGGCACUGGUGGACCAGGCAGAUGACUUCAGUGGCAGAGUUCCUCUUCCUUUCCUGAUCAGAGUCACCAAGGGCUAUGGUUUGGGGAUCAGUAAUGGAGAUCGCUGGCGGCAGUUGCGACGCUUCACCCUCACAACCCUAAGAGACUUUGGAAUGGGACGGAAGGGGAUGGAAGAGUGGAUCCAGGAAGAGAGCAAGCAUCUGGUGGCCCGCAUAAACAGUACCAAAGCUACACCUUUUGAUCCAACCUACUUCUUGAGCUGCACUGUGUCCAAUGUGAUCUGCUGCUUGGUGUUUGGUCAGCGCUUCAGCUAUGAUGAUGAUCACUUCCUCCACCUUCUGCAGACAAUCUCAGAAGUCCUGAAAUUUAUCAGCAGUCCCUGGGGUCAGAUGUAUAAUAUCUUCCCUCGGCUGAUGGAAUGGGUGCCGGGUCGACAUCACAAUAUGUUUGCCAAAAUUGAAGAGGUGAGAGAGUUUACCAUGAAAAAGAUCCAGGAACAUGAGGACACGCUGGACCCCAGCUCACCCAGAGAUUACAUCGACUGCUUCCUCAUGAGACUCGGUCAGGAAAAGCACAUUCCCACAACCGAGUUCCACUAUGACAAUUUAGUGUCUACAGUGUUGAAUCUGUACCUGGCAGGAACAGAAACCACCAGCUCCACCAUCAGAUUUGCAAUAACUGUGCUGAUCAAAUACCCCAAAAUACAGGAGAACAUGCAGCAGGAGAUUGAUGCUGUGAUUGGACAGGAGCGUUGUCCUUUUAUGGAGGACAGGAAGUCCCUCCCCUUUACAGAUGCAGUACUCCAUGAAGUUCAGCGUCUAAUGGAUAUUGUCCCCUUUAGCGUCCCUCACUACUCCCUCCAGGACAUCUCUUUCAGGGGUUACACAAUCCCUAAGGAUACAGUGAUUAUUCCCUUGUUGCACUCUGUGCUGAAAGAGGAAAAACAGUGGGAAACCCCAUGGUCCUUCAACCCCCAGCACUUCCUGGACCAAAAUGGCAAUUUUAAGAAAAAUCCUGCAUUCCUGCCAUUUUCUGCAGGAAAGAGAUCUUGUGUCGGGGAGUCCCUCGCUCGCAUGGAGAUCUUCCUCUUCUUGGUGUCACUUUUGCAGCGUUUCACCUUCUCUUGCCUUGGAGGACCUGACGGUGUAGACCUCAGCCCUGAGUGCAGUGGCUUUGCCAAUGUGCCUCGCAGGUACGACAUCAUCGCCACGCCUCGGUGACGGCACGGUCCGCUGUUUUCAGCCUUUCAUCUGACCCUCAACCUCUGAAAAGUGGAUUAUUUGAUAUCAAAGGACUUAAUUCCAAACAAUUUCAAACACAAAUAUUUCUUUCUCCUGUGCUUGUAACUUUGACAUAUGCCAUGACUUCACCAAAAUAGUCUUGUCUGACCACCUUCUCUUCGCGUUUACACAUAUUCUAUGUGCCAGUGCCUUAUUUUACAGUGUAACAGUCACAUUUGCCAAAUGUUAAAAAGCUUUUCCAAAGUUUUUUGAAAGGUUGUCUCACUUAAUACCUCGCUUCCUGUUUGUCAUUAUGGUGCUUCUCUUUUUUUCUCACCCAGAAUACACAGUGCACAUACAUUUGACUGCAUUUACUUUUUCUGGGUUAGUUUGCUUUUGAAGAAAACUGGAUGAAUCACACUAUAAAUCAGUAUACAGUUAUCUUCAUGCUUAAUUUACUGAUAAAACAAGAAAUACCUCAUAUUUACUCAAAUUCCAUCAAUCGUCUUGAGACCAGCUGUAGGGCCUUAACCUGCAGGUUUACAGCCCUCAGCACAGUGAGGUAUAACAAGGAGUUGCGUCAGUAAUUUGAUAAGUUCAAGGUCAGGUGAUCAGUCAAGCGGUGUGUCAGGCUGUCAGUGUGUUGAUGCAUGUUCCAGUGUAUCACUGUCUUGUGUCUGAGCAACAGAGUGGACAUCCAUGUCAGACUUCAGGGAUCGUUGUCGAAGACUAGGGCUGCGAUUUGAUUAGAACCCAUCAAAUUACGUAGCGUAUCAGCCUUCAUGGCAGCUUGUAUUAGACCUUAACAAGACUGAGUCAGGAAGUUACACAUCAGUUCCUU